Lucilia sericata (common green bottle fly) is the source of this 746-nucleotide messenger RNA. RefSeq lists its product as uncharacterized. The coding region runs from base 156 to 722 and encodes 188 amino acids. The record is from RefSeq and is a predicted model, not a curated record. NCBI's taxonomy places the organism in Eukaryota, Metazoa, Arthropoda, Insecta, Diptera, Calliphoridae. The transcript has 3 exons.
AACGCUUGUUUAGCAUUAUCUGUGCAUAUGGCCAUGCCAAUUGAUUUGACAUUUUCAUUUCAAACUGGCAAUACCGUGAAAAGUAUAAACAAGCGGCAAAACAUUUCUUUAUUUCAAUUAAUUUUUUAUUUAUUAUAAAACGAGAAGAAAAUAUAAUGGACAGAGAAUAUGAAAUUGAACAUUUUGGUUUCACCGCAGCACAAUCUUCUCUAGAAAGGAAAUAUUUUCUGCAAAAAAUCUUGCGAAAUGCCUUAGAUGCUAUGCUCAGUAAAUUUAAUGCCAGCGAAGAGACGAACGAAUUAUUGCGCCAAGCCAAGGAAGAAGUUUUUAGGAAUAUAUGGCUAUCCAUGAAUGAUGAUAUAGAGGCUGCCAAUAAUUUGGAUAGAAAAUAUUUUAUUAUACCAGAUCACGUUCUACUGCCACAAUAUUUCGAUCAUAUUAAAUACACUGAAGAAAACGAACAGGAAUUAGACAAACAAUUGUCGUUGUUAAAGCACAACUUUUUAGAGAAUUCCAUAAUGCUGGCUUCACUCAAAUUGGAAAAUUCUCAGUAUAAAAAUUUCUCAACAUUUGUGGAAGAUGAGGUUAAAAUACAAGAUCAAUUAAAGGAAGCUUUCAAUAAUGUUAAUUUAAAUAAAAUUUAUGAAUUAGUAGAUAAAACAAACAAUUUAAAAACUAAUGAAUGUAAUUUAGUUGAAAAAACUAAAAAUUUACAAUUGUAGGUAAUAUAUGUUACACAUUUUUUU